AUGAGGAUAUCCAUUCGAGCACAGCUGGGUCUACUCAUCCUGCUUUCUUCCCUGAUCGGCCUGGCCGUCGUCUCGGUAGCAACAUGGGUUUCCAACCACAACUUCGUCCUCAGCAUCCGCUCCUCACGACUUUCCCUGACCGCGGCCUUGAAAGCUGCGCAGCUGGCCAGCAACCUCAACCUCAUGCAGACGUCUGCCAACUUCAUCACUACCCGGGUUUUGAUACAGAGCGCGCUACAACGCUAUAAUGAGGGCAAUAACAGCGAGUCGAAUUGGAUUAGGGCAUCAGGUGAUAUGUCGGACGCUGUCAGCGGCGGUAGUUCCGUUGGGCAAUCACUUCUGCUGCAGAGCAGGGUCUUUCCACCCGAUGGCAGCCAGGGCACGAUCGCUUCCCUCCUGAACACUUCGAGCUCGUCAAUGAAUAACACCAUCCGACUUCCUUACAAUUGCCCAGAUGGCAAACCUGUUUAUCUUGGCGAUGGAAAUUGUGGCGAUCUCGAUCUUGGAUAUCCACCACAGCUUUACCCGAACCUGACGUACAUCACUGAGUACUACAACAGCACAACGAAUAUUCCGGAAGCCAAGUAUGGAGGUCAGACUCUUGGUCCUAGCUCGACCAUGCUCAUGGGACCUUUGAUCUUAAAUGACAGCUCUUCGCUGGUUUCAAUGACGAUGCCGAUUGUCAAUAAUACUAGUGCUACCGACAUACUUGGCUGGAUCACUGUUGUCAUGGACGGCUCCCUGAUUCAGAGCGUCUUAUCUUCGAACGAGGGACUCGAAAAUACUGGCGAAACUCUACUGAUCGGGCCGGCCGCCACCUCGAAUAUGUUUCCGGGUGGUUUCCUGUACAAUUCAAACGAUGGUAGUGAUUUCAAGGUGCAGUAUGUGUACCCGCUCAAUCCGUCAGACAAGACAAGGCACCCGGAUCAUGUCUAUGGGACUACGAAUGCUCCUUUCAGCGCUGGUGAAUAUCCAGUCGUCGUGUCAGCUUUCACGCACCAGACUGGUCAGUCCGACAACUCUGGCGCCAUGCUCAAAGCAAAGAACGAGAAUGGGCAAAAAGUCUCAGUGGGGUACGCAUUGCCGCAGCAGGAGAUUGUCAAUUGGGCCAUCAUCGUGGAGCAGUCUCGGGGAGAAGUAUGGCAGCCGAUUAAUCGCCUGCGAGAUAUCCUUCUGGCUUGUGUCUUUGCGACUGCGGCGCUUAUGGCCAUUAUUGCUUUCCCUCUCGCGCAUGUCUUUAGCUUACCGAUCAGGAGGCUGCGAGAAGCGACAAGACGGUCCAUGGAACCACCGAAUGCGACGCUUAGUCGGUCGAGCUUGGAUUCACUCAGAUCUGGUAUGGCGGGCUUGCGGGACGGAGCGAACGGCGAGGUCGUCGAAUCGGGUGCAGAUGCUGCAGCUGCAGAUGCAGCUCUAGCCCGCAAAGAAGGCUUUAGCAAUCCUGUCUCCAACUGGCGAAAACGGCAGGUCGAGGAGAAGGAACGUCGGCGCGAAGCGAGACGGAAACGGGUCUUCAAAAUCCCUGGCAAGGUCAAAGAGCGCAAGACCUGCAUCAAGGAUGAACUUACCGAUCUCACAUCGACCUUCAACGAAAUGUCCGAUGAACUCAUGAUGCAGUACGAGCGUCUCGAGGAUCGGGUACAACAACGUACUGCCGAGCUCGAACUCAGCAAGAAAGCCGCCGAGGCCGCGAACGAGAGCAAGACGUUGUUCAUAGCGAAUAUAUCACAUGAGCUGAAGACACCACUGAACGGUAUCCUGGGCAUGUGCGCUGUAUGCAUGCAAGAAGAUGAUCCUAUGAGGCUGAAGAGAAGUCUCGGCAUCAUCUACAAGAGUGGCGACCUGCUCCUGAACCUGCUUACCGAUCUGUUGACGUUCUCGAAGAAUCAGGUCGGGCAGCAUCUUACGCUUGAUGAUAAGGAGUUCAAGCUGCGAGAAGUCAGUAGUCAGCUCUUGGCUAUUUUCGAUAAGCAGGCUCGUGAAGGAGGUAUUGGGUUGAAGGUUCUUUUCGAGGGUGUGGGAGGAGUGGAGGGCGAGGGUGAGGUACAUGGGCAUGACGAGAUGCAUGUGGAGAAGAAGGAAUUUGGGCCUGCUGGCACUGGCAGAGUGAAGAAUAUGAUAUUAUGGGGCGACAUCCACAGGAUUCUACAGGUGGUGAUUAAUCUGGUGUCCAACGCUCUGAAGUUCACGCCCUCUGGUGGGUCCGUAAUCGUCACGAUUCGAUGCUUGCCUGAGCUACCGGAUCUUGGAUCGAGAAAGGGCUCUUUGAACUCGAGACAGUCGAGACAGCGGUCUUCCAGGCAUAAGGGCUCCGAUGCAAGUCUCGCUAUCAGUACGGCGAAUGCGAUCAACGCGAAGGACAAGCCCUAUGGCAUGGCGCAUGCGACUAAUCACGAGCGCGCGCCUUCGCCUCCGCCUGGAAGAUUCCUUAACUUUGAGUUCGAGGUCACGGACACGGGACCAGGCAUACCUGAAAAUUUACUAGACAAGAUCUUCGAGCCAUUUGUGCAAGGUGAUCUGGGACUGAGCAAGAAGUACGGCGGCACUGGACUUGGUCUAUCGAUCUGCACGCAACUAGCAAGUCUGAUGCGAGGAUCGAUGGGCGUGCAGAGCGAGGUAGGGGAGGGAUCGACGUUCUGGAUGCAGAUACCAAUCCGACAUAUUCAAAGCAGAGCGGACAGUACUGCCUCCUCAGCUGUAGAUCUGACAGAUACCGCGCGACGAUCGGAGGAUGCAGAUGGGCUUUCGCAUACACACACGCCUCGGGAUCGACGGAGUAGGCAUCUAGCUGAUGAACAUGAUGGUACUGCCCUCAAAAACCACACGGCUACCACAACCGAUCCUGCAACGGCCUCCACGAACGGUACGAGCAACCCCGGUGCACCCGUCACCAAUGAAUCUCAGCCACGACUUGUCGGUUUCAGCCAGCCGUUCUUCGCCGCUUCACAGCCAAUGGAAAGCCCUGGCUCGCAACCAGCGGCCAUGGAGAAGAUGACUGCAGAGGCCACGCGUGGUGGCAGAAUCCGUGUGUUAGUCGCCGAAGACAACAAAGUGAAUCAGGAAGUCGUGCUCCGCAUGCUCAAGCUCGAGGAUAUCUACGACGUCACGGUCGCCAAAGAUGGUCAGGAAGCUCUGGAUCGUGUGCGAGAGUCGAUGGCAGCCUCCGAAGGGGAUGGGAGCACUGGUGUGCAGCCCUACAACCUCAUAUUCAUGGACGUUCAAAUGCCGAACGUGGAUGGUCUGACAAGCACGAGGCUGAUCAGAGAGAUCGGAUAUCAAGCUCCCAUUGUAGCGCUCACUGCUUUCGCGGAGGAGAGCAAUAUCAAGGACUGCUAUGAUUCGGGCAUGAAUUACUUCUUAUCCAAGCCUAUCCGCCGGCCGCAGCUAAAGAAAGUGCUUAAGGAGUAUUGUGCCCCGAUCCCUGAGGAGAACGAGGACACGCCGCCUGAAGUCGCGGCUCAACGUGCCUCUGUUGCGGGAGGUCAGAACACUACUAUCGUCAUGGUGCAGGCUCCUAGCUCUAAUGGUGGCGGGAGGAUGGAUGGAGGGAGUGAUGAGAAGGAGAAGCUGGCAUCUCCUGCUGCCGUCGUCAACGGGACGUCAACGCACACGAAUGCCGCGUUAGAGUCACCACUCGAGAGCACGGAGCCAGUCUCCCCUUUCUCGACCUCCUGA
Recurvomyces mirabilis is the source of this 3675-nucleotide messenger RNA. It is a transcript of the gene SLN1, whose product is annotated as Histidine kinase osmosensor. NCBI's taxonomy places the organism in Eukaryota, Fungi, Ascomycota, Dothideomycetes, Mycosphaerellales, Teratosphaeriaceae. The record is from RefSeq and is a predicted model, not a curated record. Gene Ontology annotation, molecular function: phosphorelay sensor kinase activity. The transcript has 2 exons. Gene Ontology annotation, biological process: phosphorelay signal transduction system; phosphorylation. The coding region runs from base 1 to 3675 and encodes 1224 amino acids.